Molecule: messenger RNA, 888 nt
Organism: Mycotypha africana
Lineage: Eukaryota; Fungi; Mucoromycota; Mucoromycetes; Mucorales; Mycotyphaceae
Exons: 2
Source: RefSeq, a predicted model, not a curated record
UCUGAGAAUAAAUGGGUUUGCUUGAAGAAUGGAGCUCCAUUAACAUUAGUCGAUGUAUAUGAUGCUUGUAGUUUCUUUACGGCGAUAAAAGUUCGGUAUUUCGACUGGGUCCUCUUGUUAGCGUUCGUAUUCCACAUAGGGUUGUUACUUGUAGGCCCCUUUUCACAAGGUAUUCUUGUACCCUAUGUACAAAAUUAUACUGACUCAACGGGGGCAAGGUUCUAUUAUACACCUGCUGAUUACAUUGGUGACCGUAGUAAUUUAGGCACAAGCAACAUGCCUCCUAAAAUGAACGGGCUGUCUAAAAAUGCCUAUAUCACUGCUUCCAGUUUUGCACAAGUAUCUGUGGGCGCACAACCCCCAGCUUUAUAUUCAUGCCCUACAGGUGCUCUAAAAUGCCAAUUUACCAACGUUAGUUUUAUCAGUACGAAAAUGACUUGCCGCAAUAUCACAGAAAAUGACACAGCCAUUGUCAAUCGCUGGGGAACAACACCCACGAUGGUUGUCUUGAAAGAAUACUUUACCAAUUUGAACAUUAGUGCUGGGCUCACGAAAAUAACGUUUCCCAAAUUUCUGUAUGCGCCCGAAAUGCUUGGACGCACUUAUUAUGAUUUGCUAAACUAUACGGCGCCUCUGAUGCCUGGUCUCAACAUUACAACACUUUUGGCGGAUAAUAAGGUGUAUGAUCCUCAGUACCGUCCCUACGUGGGUGAGCAGCUCUUUAUCAUGGCGACACAGAAGAAUAACCAGAAAAGUCGACACGCGUCAAAUUAUACAGAGCUUGCGUUUCAGAAAUGCCACUUCAAUUCAAGCCUGAAUGUUGUACGUAGUAACAAACGCUCCUCUGUGUUUCUAUUUUUUUCCGGAAAAAAAUUGCGGUUGUACUGA